Molecule: messenger RNA, 490 nt
Organism: Carica papaya (papaya)
Lineage: Eukaryota; Viridiplantae; Streptophyta; Magnoliopsida; Brassicales; Caricaceae
Source: RefSeq, a predicted model, not a curated record
UUAUUAGAAGAUUCUUAAUUAGACAAUGGCUUCUUCGACAACAAUGGCAGAGACGAUAUCUUGGUACACUGCUUUGUUUAUGGCAGCGAUGCUGAUUUUGAGCAGCUGCGAAGUGAGUGAAAGCGAGUCGGCGGAGGUUGACGACAUUGUAGCCGGCGGCCGCCGCAUGAAUAUGGCGGAGAGGCGGCCGUGUGAUGAGAUAUACGAGGUACGAGAAGGAGAGACGUUGCAGAGUAUCAGUGAAAAAUGCGGAGACCCGUUUAUUAUCGAAGCGAACCCGCAUAUCCAUGACCCGGAUGAUGUCUUCCCUGGACUCCUUAUCAAGAUCACCCCCUUCAAUCCCCAUUAAAACAUAUAUAUAUAUGUGUAUAUAUAUAUAUAUAUCCAAAUUUCAGUACAAUUUCGUUUUUGCUUUAAUUUUUUUUGUGGGGUGAUUUGAAGGGGAAUGAUUGUUCUCGUUAUACUCGAGAAAUGAUUAAUGAAGGUAUAU